Molecule: messenger RNA, 1330 nt
Organism: Antechinus flavipes (yellow-footed antechinus)
Lineage: Eukaryota; Metazoa; Chordata; Mammalia; Dasyuromorphia; Dasyuridae
Exons: 15
Coding region: 130-1218 (362 amino acids)
Source: RefSeq, a predicted model, not a curated record
AGGAGGUGGUGUAUUGUUGGUGUUCCAAAGAUUUUUAUUUUUCACAUUGGGAAAUUGAUAUUGUGGUGAAUUUUCCUCGAAGACACCAUUCUGGAAUUUUUGGAAGGUCUGUGAAAAGUAUCUAUACAAAUGAUGGAAAUGGAAUUAACUGCUUUCCUGAAUAAAGAGAAUGAAGAUAGAAAAGCUGGUUCAACCAUAUUUGGAAAAAACAAAAAGAAAAAAGCUGAAGAAAUAACACUCCUUGUUCAUGACAGCACAAAAGAAACAUACACAUGGGAUUCUCCAGUGGGCCAGAUAUCUUCCAAAGUGGAACAAGAGUCAUCUGACAGUGGUGAUGAAGGGGGCCUGUGGUUUACAGCUUCUGUUACCAGUGAAUACUGCAAUUUGCAUAAACCAAAUUUCAGAAGAAAUCCUGAUGGAGGAAUAACAGACGAUGAAAAAACGAAAGAAAGAGACAACAGAAUGGAAGAUGACAAAUUAGACUUUAUUGGAAAUGAUGUCAAUAUCCCUCCAAGAAUGAUAGAAAACAACAUGGGCCAGUCAUGGAAAACACUCAUGGGGCAUCACGCUGAAGGGAAAUCAGCCUUUGAGUUGUCUGUGGAGAAAAGUAUGGCAGAAAACACACCCACCCUACUUUCUCUUACUUUGGAUGAGAUUGAAAUAGAUCUAAAUAUCAAUGAAAAAUAUGAACACAAAAAAGACAAAGGUAUAGAUAAAGUCAUUACUCAGGAAAGCACAAAGGAAGAAUAUGAUUGGAAAUCCCCACUGGGUCAGAAACUGCCGGAAGUGGAAGAAUCAUCGGACAGUGGUGAUGAAGGAGGACUAUGGUUUAUAGCUAGUCAUACCAGAGAGGAUGAUUAUUUAAAUAAGCUGGUUCUCAGAAGAAAUCCUGGUAGAAGAGCAACUGAUGAUGAGAAAAGGCAUGUUUCUUUACACUACAAACCAAAAGUUAUUGAAGACAGCUUAUCUAAUGAGAAUGCCUCAAUAAAAGGAACUAAAAGAAAGAAUGUUAUACAAGAACAAAAAGAUAAAAGGAACAUAAUGUUUUCAUUGUUGCAAUUUUUCCAGAGGAAUUCUAAAAAACAAAAGGAGUACAUAAUCACAGAUGUAAAAAGCAAUGAAGCCAGAGAAAAUGGGUCUGCAAAUAAAACACCAAGAGGCUGCUUUGGUAUGGUGUGUUUUCCAAGGUGUUGGAGAAAGCAAAAUAACCAGGACUGAUUUCUCCUGUCAGGGGCAUUCCCUUUUCUAAAAAUAUUAGGCAUUCAAUAUCUUGAUAUUAGGUGUGUUUGGUUACUGAGAAAAAAACAAUAACUAUCAAUUUAUUGAUUAA